AUGAAUCCAGAAGAGCGAAUUGUGACAUGGCUUAUUUCAUUAGGAGUUUUAAAUUCCCCCAAAAAGAUGAUAGGUGAUCCAGAGCAGUUUCUGAAAGCUUCUCUGAAAGAUGGAGUAGUACUUUGCAAAUUGGUUAAUCGGCUUCUUCCAGGACAUGUGGAAAAGUAUUGUCUGGAGCCCAAAAAUGAAGCAGAUUGCAUCAGUAACAUUCAGGAGUUCUUAAAAGGCUGUGCCGCACUUAAAGUGGAGCUCUUUGAUGCACGCGAUCUGUAUGCCGGAGAAAAUUUCUCCAAGGUGCUGAGUACCUUAGCAGCUGUAAACAAAGCUACUGAAGAUCAGCCAUCAGAACGGCCAUGUUCACGUUUAUCAUCUCAUAGCUCGGCUGCCAGCAGCUCCCAGACUAAUUUACACGGAACAACAUCUAUAACUUCAAGAGUGUUAAGGAGGCAGUCGAAACCUGUGGAGAUGGUCGAAAAUGGUAGUUAUCAGUUGGUGGUAAAGGCCAGGUUCAAUUUUAAGCAGACCAAUGAAGAUGAGCUCUCGGUGAAUAAAGGAGACAUUAUUUAUGUCACCAGAGUUGAAGAAGGGGGCUGGUGGGAAGGUACAUUGAAUGGAAAAACAGGCUGGUUCCCCAGUAACUACGUCAAAGAAAUCAAGUCUGCCGAUAAACCACUCUCUCCCAAAGCAUUAAAAGGACAGGAAAGCCCUCAACUUACAAAGAAUUAUUAUACGGUGGUACUGCAAAGUAUUCUGGAAACAGAACGUGACUAUGCUAAGGAACUACAGGCACUUCUGGGAACUUACUUGAGACCCCUCCAAUCCUAUGACAAGCUAAGCGUGGUGGAUAUUGCAUCUUUACUGGGAAAUUUUGAGGAAAUAUGUUCGUUUCAGCUAACACUGAAUCAAGCCUUGGAAGAAUGUGCAAAGCUUCCCGAGAACCAGCAGAGAGUGGGAGGCUGUUUUAUGAACCUGAUGCCACAGUUCCGAUCUCUGUACCUCACGUAUUGCGCUAACCACCCUUCCGCUGUUAACGUGCUAACCCAACACAGUGAUGAACUGGAGAAGUUUAUGGAGAACCAGGGCGCGUCCAACCCAGGGAUUUUGAUCUUAACAACAAGCCUCAGCAAACCCUUCAUGAGACUGGAUAAGUACGUCACCCUUCUCCAAGAACUGGAGCGGCACAUGGAGGAGGCACAUCCGGAUCAUGAAGAGGUUUUGAAAGCAUUCACAUCUUUCAAGUCCCUUGUGUCACAGUGCCAGGAGCUGAGAAAGAGGAAACAACUUGAAUUGCAGAUCCUUUCAGAGUCCAUUCCAGGAUGGGAAGGAGAGGAUAUCAAAACCAUGGGCAAUGUAAUCUAUAUGUCACAGGUCAUGGUACAGUGUGGGGCAAGUGAGGAGAAAGAAGAGAGGUAUUUCAUGUUGUUUUCCAAUGUUCUGCUAAUGUUGUCUGCAAGCCCUCGGAUGACUGGGUUUAUCUAUCAGGGAAAACUGCCGUUAACAGGAAUGAUGCUGACAAAAUUAGAAGGAACAGAAGGGACCGAGCAUGCUUUUGAAAUCACAGGGAACAUGAUAGAACGAAUCACAGUGUCCUGUAACAGCAGCCAGGAUUUGCACCAAUGGCUCGACCAUUUGCAAAGGCUAACCAAAGGGACGUGCAGCACAAUAUCCAAAACACAGUCCUGGAGUGCUCAUUCUACUUUUAGUUCUACUGGACAGCUUCGCGGACCACUGGAACCGCCCAAAAUCCUUAAACCCUGGACCUUAAGUUGUCUCCGACCUGCUCCUCCGCUCAGACCAUCAGCAGCUCUAGGUUACAAAGAGAGGAUGUCUUAUAUCUUAAAGGAUUCCAGCAAGAGUCCAAAGACAAUGAAGAAGUUUCUUCCUAAAAGGAAAACGGAGAGAAAAGCAUCUGAUGAGGAGUUUGUUAUUAGAAAAAGUACUGCUGCACUAGAAGAGGAUGCCCAGAUUCUGAAAGUUAUUGAGGCCUAUUGCACUGGUGCAGGUUUUCAGCAAACUCUCAGUUCAGGUUCUCGUAAAGACUCCAUACCCCAGGUCCUACUGCCCGAGGAAGAGAAAAUCAUCAUAGAGGAAACAAGAAGCAAUGGUCAGACUGUCACGGAGGAAAAAAGUCUGGUAGACACGGUUUAUGCACUGAAAGAUCAGGUCAAAGAAUUAAAGCAGGAGAGUAAAAAAAUGAAACAAUGUUUGGAAGAAGAGCUGAAGUCAAGAAAGGAUUUAGAGAAGUUAGUCAGAAGGCUAUUGAAGCAAACUGAUGAAUGUGCCAGGGAUGAGACUGGGCGCAAGUCCUCGGUUUUAGCUUGAAUUCUGGACGAAGCUGCUGGCAGUUGCGUGUGACCUCAGGCGUUCUUGGGAAGCAGAACUGGAUGCUUUGCCUCGUCUUGCUCCUUAUUUUAUUUUGUUGUGGGGUUUUUUUGUUUGUUUCUUU
Emys orbicularis (European pond turtle) is the source of this 2446-nucleotide messenger RNA. RefSeq names its product Rac/Cdc42 guanine nucleotide exchange factor 6 (gene ARHGEF6). The transcript has 22 exons. Gene Ontology annotation, molecular function: guanyl-nucleotide exchange factor activity; protein binding. NCBI's taxonomy places the organism in Eukaryota, Metazoa, Chordata, Testudines, Emydidae. Gene Ontology annotation, biological process: intracellular signal transduction; lamellipodium assembly. Gene Ontology annotation, cellular component: cytoplasm; lamellipodium. The record is from RefSeq and is a predicted model, not a curated record. The coding region runs from base 1 to 2322 and encodes 773 amino acids.